Molecule: messenger RNA, 1806 nt
Organism: Condylostylus longicornis
Lineage: Eukaryota; Metazoa; Arthropoda; Insecta; Diptera; Dolichopodidae
Exons: 3
Coding region: 1-1806 (601 amino acids)
Source: RefSeq, a predicted model, not a curated record
AUGGGUUCAAUUGUUUUAGUGAUAUUUAAAAUUUUUUUAAUUAAUUCUUUAAUAUUUAUACGAAUAAUUAAUAGUGAUGAAUUAAAUUUAUUAAAUACACCAUCAGAUAGAAUAUUCAAAAAUGAUAUUAAAAAUCCAAAUUAUACAACAUAUAAAUUACAAGUACCAGGAUCAAAUUCAAUAACAAUUGUAGAGGCUAUUAAAAAAGAAAAUAAACCAAAUAUGGCAAUACAAAAGAAGGAUCUAAAUAAAUGGAAUUAUUCAAAUCAAGAAAAUAUAAAUGCAACACCUAGUUUAUUGGAAAAAUUUUUAUCAGAAUAUAAUUUUAAAAUAAAUCCAAGUGCACCAUCAAAAGAAUUUUUACAAAAUAUUUCGAACAUAAAACUAUCACAUAGAGAUAACCGAUAUAACGAACAUUAUUUUGAUCAAAGUGAAACUGAAAAUUCUGAAGAUUAUUUUAACAAUAAAUAUGAUAAUCAGCAGUUUUAUCAACAAGACUUAAUAAAUCAACAAAACUCUCAUACAAAUAUUCCGAAAAAUUAUUAUAAUUUAUUGAAUACACAUGAAAAUUCGGAAAUAAUUUCAUCAACUGAAUCUGAUCGUUAUUCAGAUACAAAAGCAGAUAAUAAAAAAUGGACAAGUUUACAACCUGUUCAUUGGUCUAAAUCACAAGUUUUAAAAUGGAAACCAAAAAAUAAAGUUUUACAAACAUAUUCAACUUCAAAUCGUUACAGUUAUAUGAAUAGAGAACCGGAUGAUACUAGAAUACCAUCAUUAAGAAGAAAAUGGACUAAUAGUUAUCAUGAUUUUCCUGAAACAUAUCAAAAUAGAGACAAGGAUUAUUUAAAUUUUAAUGGUAACAUAAUGGAAGCAUAUAAUAAAUAUCCAAAUUUAGGAAAUGAAAAUCUAAAUGACUUUGAUCAGAAUUCACAAAAAUUGCAUUCAAAUUCAAAACCUACAAGAAAUCCACAUAAUGGAAAUAAUUAUUAUGAACGUCCGGAAAUUGAGGUUUCAUCAAGUUAUGAUCGUUAUUAUGAUUAUGGACAUAGACCAGAUUUUGAAUCUGAUUAUAAUCAUGAAAAUCACAAAAAUAAUUAUAAUAUGAAAAAUCCAUUUUCAACAACUCCCUAUAAUAAUAAUUAUGAUGAUUUUGACACCGCAGCCAGCUCUCAACAUGCUACAUUUAUUACGCCUUACAAUAUUAAGAGAGUUAAACCACAUUACUAUUAUGGACAUCAUCAUGAUAAUACACAAACUCGAAAUUUUUUAAAAGAUCGAAUUCCAAAUCCAAAUCUUUCUGAUAGUAAUGGUGAAUGGAUUCUGGUUACUUCAAAUAAAGGUUAUGAAAAACCUUUAAAAUCAUCAAGACCAACACGUUAUACACAUAACACUUCAAAAAAUUCUUCAUUAAUAACUACAUCUUCUCAACCCAUUUUAAGUAUCUUAGACAGUAAACCACCAAUUACUAAUUUUAGAACACAUAAAUCAGUAAAAUUGUAUGUUCUUCCAUCUAAUAGUAACGAAACAAUCAACUUAUCACAUAAUGGUCUUCUUGAGGUUGAUAAAUCAUCAGAAACUGUAGAGUCUUCUGUUGCAGAAACGGAUAAAAAGAAAGGAACUAAGCGUAAAGUUAAACAAAUGAAAUUGAUAUCAGUUCCAGUCAGUAAUGUUCAUACUGAUCAUUCAGCAGUUCUUGCCGCUGUAGGUGCUGGAAUGGUACCAGCUACUAUGGCAAUGUUAAUGCCAAUGGUAUUGGGUAGAAGAAAACGCAGCAUAAUAGCAUCGAACCAAAGAAAUGAAAGUUAA